Quercus robur (English oak) is the source of this 579-nucleotide messenger RNA. Its product is annotated as SKP1-like protein 1B. Gene Ontology annotation, molecular function: cullin family protein binding. NCBI's taxonomy places the organism in Eukaryota, Viridiplantae, Streptophyta, Magnoliopsida, Fagales, Fagaceae. The transcript has 3 exons. Gene Ontology annotation, biological process: SCF-dependent proteasomal ubiquitin-dependent protein catabolic process. The coding region runs from base 1 to 456 and encodes 151 amino acids. The record is from RefSeq and is a predicted model, not a curated record. Gene Ontology annotation, cellular component: nucleus; cytoplasm.
AUGUCGAUACCACAAGGAAAAAUAUCUCUCAAAAACAACAAUGUCGUUGAUACGUUUGAGGUGGAAGAGAGCAUGGCAAUGGAGUUGCAGACAAUAAAGAACAUGAUCGAAGACAACUACACCAACAGUGUGAUCCCAUUGCACAAUGUCACAAGUGACAUUCUUGAACUUGUCAUCGAGGACUGCAAGAAGCAUGUGGAGGCUGCUGAGUCCGAGUCUGAACCUUCUUGUUCUUUGGCUUCCAAGCUCAUCGACAAUCCACUCAAGGCCUGGGAUGUCAAGUUCAUCAAGGUCCACCAAGAAACACUCUUCAACCUGAUUCUGGCGGCCAACUAUCUGGAUAUCAACGGGCUGUUGGAUUUGACCUGCCAAGCAGUGGCAGAUAUGAUGGAGGGAAACACUAUAGAUCAGAUACAUAAGAUUUUCCACAUUGAGAAUGAUUUCACUCAAGAAUAAGAAGAUGAAGUUUUGAAGCAGAACCGGUGGGCAUUUGAAAAUAAGGAAUGUUUUUAUUUUCUUUGCUAAGAAAUAGGAACGUCGAUGCAAUGAUUGGAUUCAGCGUUUGGUAUUAUUAGGUAU